GGAAGGCCAGUAGAUUGCUAGUUCCUUUCGCAGGAAGGGAGCUGCCACUGAGCCCUUGCGUAACCCAGGUUUUCUCACUGAAUACGCAGCUGUAAAACUAACACACCAGCGGCAUCUGCUAAGCAAACAUACUGAAAUGCAAGAUCUCAAUCCAGCAAACAAAGACUAACCCUGUUUCCGACUUUGACAAAAUGAUUGUGCUUCAGUUUGGCGGAAUUGUAUUUUUCAUUUAAUUACCAUCGAGGAAUUUGCACAUAAUCGCUAGGGCGUUCCCAUAAUGCGUUAAUAAGUUUACCUAGACUCAUUACACAGUAAACACCGAACCGGGGGAAUGCAUGGAUUUUGUCCUUAAUCCCUUUGCUGUGAACUAACCAGUUUAAAAAAGUUCAACGGAGCUAAACAGCUGGAUGGUCACAGCAAAUUCUGGUUACUAUCGCUCCAGCUGUGCCGUGCAGCCAUUCGCUCUCCGUUCUGUCGCUGCUCUUUUCUGAGGUGCUGAAAUGCAGCAGGCAGUGUGUGCGCGAGCCGCCCCUCCCCCGCAGCAGCGCGCGGGCCGGCGGGAGAGAGCGCGCAAGUGCGCGAGAGCGCGAGGCAGCACCCGCGCCAGGGAAACGAGGCAGUCGCGCGGAGGGAAAAAGCGCAGACAAAAGAAAACAUGGAUGAAUCGGGGAACUGGCGAUUGGAAAACAAAACUGAGAGGAUGCUUUGGCCGUCUUGUAUGUAACGGGAUACAAGACACAACAGUGUUUUAAUGUUGUGGCUCGAGGAAACGUACUGCAGGCUAAAAAGACGGAAAACUGAUUUUAAUCCGUCUGCGGAUUUUGUGCCAUGGCUCGCGCAGGGAGCUGUACCAGCAUCAGGAAGAAUGUGCCUAUUUCCUUUUAUUUUACAUUUUUAUUAUUCGGUGGCCUUGCAUCUGCACAAAUUCGGUACUCUAUUCCAGAGGAGCUGGAAGAUGGAUCGGUCGUUGGGGAUAUUGUGAAGGAUUUGGGUCUCGAUCUCCGAAAGCUCUCCUCGCGACGGAUUAAAAUCACCUCGGACAGCGUAAAAAGGUAUUUCAGCAUUCAUCACAAAAAUGGAAAAUUGCUGAUUAAUGACAGAAUAGACAGAGAGGCGAUUUGUGAGUUUAGCAGCACAUGCCUUUUGAAUCUGGAGGUGGUGGUUGAAAACCCUAUAGAAGAAUAUAACGUGGAGGUGGAGAUAUUGGAUGUGAAUGACAACGCACCGCAGUUCCCCCGGGACGAAUACCAGCUGGACAUUUCAGAGUCCGCUUCACCCGGGGCUCAUUUCCCUGCUGAGAGCGCGCAAGAUGCGGACGAUGCUUCAAAUUCCAUUCGGCUGUACCGACUCAGCCCAAACGAGCACUUCGCCCUGGACUCCAGUAAACCCUCCCCGAACAGCAAGCUGAUGGAGCUCGUGCUUAAAAAAUCUUUGGACCGCGAGCAGGCGGCUUCCCAUCAGCUAAUUCUGACAGCUGUCGACGGUGGCACUCCCGCGCGGACGGGCACCGCGAAAAUAAACGUGCGUGUCUUGGAUUCAAACGACAACGUCCCGGUUUUUGACAGCUCAGUGUACAAAGUGAAAUUGUUGGAAAACUCGCCAAAGGACACUCUGGUUAUGAAGCUAAAUGCGACAGAUCUGGAUGAGGGCAGCAAUGGAGAGGUGAUCUACUCCUUCAGCAGCUACACCCCGGAGAGGGUGAGGCAGGUGUUCAGCCUGGACCCAAAAUCAGGAGAGAUCAGGGUCCGCGGCGCAGUGGACUAUGAGGAGACCAGCUCCUACGAGAUGUACGUCCAGGCCGUGGAUAAGGGUGCUGCCGCGGUGGCCGUCAACUGCAAAGUGGUGGUGGAAGUGGUGGACGUGAACGACAACGUCCCCGAGAUCGUGCUGUCCUCGCUAUCCAGCCCGGUGCGGGAAGACGCCCGCGCCGACACGGUGGUGGCCCUCAUCAGCGUCACGGACCGAGACUCCGGCCCCAACAAGCAGGUGAGUCUGGAGAUCCCACCUGGCCUGCCCUUUAAGGUCAAACCCUUCAGGAACUACUACACCUUGGUCACCUCUGCCUUCCUGGACCGGGAGACGACGCCCACCUACAACAUCACGCUGAGUGCCACCGAUGCAGGCGCCCCGCCCCUCUCCUCCAAAAAGACCAUCCAGGUGGACGUGGCGGACGUGAACGACAACCCGCCGCGGUUCGAACAGACGUCCUACACCGUGUACGUGGCGGAGAACAAUGCUCCCGGGGCGUCCCUCUGCAGCGUCCGAGCGCAGGAUGCCGACAUCAACGAGAACGCCCGCAUCACCUACACCGUCCUCAACGACAACAACCACGGCGUGCCCGUCACCUCGUACGUGUCGGUGCGCGGGGACACGGCCUACGCCCUGCGCUCCUUCGACUUCGAGAUGCUGCGCGAGUUCCACUUCCAGGUCAAAGCUCAGGAUGGCGGGAUUCCACCCCUCAGCCGCGUGGCCACUGUCUACCUGUACGUGAUGGACCAGAACGACCACACCCCCGAGAUCCUGCACCCGCCCGCCAACGGCACGCGAUCCGCCGAGACGGUGCUGAAGAACGCGGAGGCGGGGCAUCUGGUGACGCGCGUGGAGGCGUACGACGCAGACACCGGCCACAACGCCUGGCUGCUCUACAGCCUGGAGCAGGCUACCGACCCUGACCUGUUCAAGGUGCACGAGUACACUGGCGAGAUCCGCACCACCCGCAAGAUCGUGGAGGACAACUCCACCUUCUUCAGCCUGACGGUGCUGGUGCGGGACCAGGGCCAGCCCCCACGGUCCUCCACUGCCACUGUCCAUGUGGCCGUGAUGGAGGUGCCGCCCAAGCUGACCCCCGACCCCAAGAGGAUCAUCAAGCCUCACAGCACGCUGCUCUUCUCCAACGUCACGCUCUACCUGAUUGUGGCGCUCAGCGCGACCACCUUCGUCUUCCUGCUGACCGUGGUGGUGCUGGCCAUUGUGCGCUGCCAUGCCUACUGCACCCAGUCUGGGUCCUGCUGCCCCUGCUGCUCCUCCCAGAAGACCCCCCCGCAGGGCGGCAGCGGGGGCGGGGGCGGGGGUGGGGCCAGCGGCCAGCAGCCCAAUAACAACAUGGUUCUGCGGCGUGACCUGAAGGUGGAGCCGCACUACAUCGAGGUUCGGGGCAAUGGCUCCCUCACCAAGACAUACUGCUAUAAGACCUGCCUGACCGCCACGUCGGGCAGCGACACCUUCAUGUUCUACAACACGGGCCUCCCGCCUGGCGGCACCAUGGGCUCCGAGCGAUUCUUCACUGGCCAGAGCGGCCAGAUGUUUGUGCGGAGACUCAGCAUGCCGGACGCCGCCCUGCAGCCCAAAGCUCCAAAUGCAGACUGGCGGUACUCAGCGUCACUCAGAGCUGGAAUGCAGAGUUCGGUGCACAUGGAGGAGUCAGCAGUGAUGCAGGGGGCUCAGGGGGUCCUGGUGCAGAACUGGCCCACGGUGUCGAGCGCAGCAGCAGAUGGGGAGGGGGGGGAGGUGUCCCCCCCGGUGGGGGCCGGCGUGGACAGUAACAGCUGGCACUUCCGCUAUGGCUCAGGCCCAGGAUAUGCCCCCCCCCAGCACCUGAAGCCGGGCGAAGUUCCUGAGGCCUUCAUCAUCCCAGGUUCCCCCGCCAUCAUCUCCAUCCGCCAGGACCAGGACGACAAGAGCGAGGCCAAGAAGAAGAAGAAGAAGAAGAAGGGGAAGGACAGGAAAGAGAAGGGCAAGGAGGACGGAGAGGAGUAGGGAGGGCAUCAGCACAGAGGAACCGGCGACAGUCCAGACGGGAGGCGUAGGAACGGCAUUUAACACAGCGUUACCAACCACAGUCUGAACAGCACAGAAAGGGGGAAAAAACUGAAAAAAUAUAGAAAAAAGCAAAAAUGUAAAAUAUAAAAGCCAAGGGACUCAGCGCACUGUGACCCAGGGAGUGUCUGGCUGCGUGCCUCCAUGUCCACAGAAAGCAGAUGAAUUCUGUUCUGCUUUUACAAAAUGAUUCUCAUCCCCUCUACAGCAGGGCCUCCAUUGACCUGAGCCACGGCUGGAGGGAGGGGUGUGAGGUCCCUACCCAGCAGCAGGGAGGGGUCCUCGGACCCCCCCUCCUCCAGGCACUGAGGGAGAUGAUGAUCCCCACCCCCACCUCACCACUGAGCUUGAGAGACCAUCCCGCUGGCCUGGCUAACAGAGAGACCGUCCCGCUGGCCUGGCUAACAUCGGCACCUCUGUCUCGACCCGACCGCUGUUCUCACUGACAGAAGAGGAUCAAAGAACAGAGCUGCACGCUGGCCUGAUCCCAGGAUAAAAUGUGCAAAAGGUAAAUAGCUGGUUAUAUUAAGAGCAGGACACACAUGGCACUUGUAAAUACAAAGAGAGGCAGUGCAGGCUGCAUCCAUACCCCUCUGCAGCAACUGUGAUCAAAUACAGUAACCACGCCCCAACACACCCCGGGACCAUGCUGACACACCCUGGCACCAUGCUGACACACCCUGGCACCAUGCUGACACACCCUGGCACCAUGCUGACACGCCCUGGCACCACGCCCAACACGCCCUGGCACCAUGCUGACACGCCCUGGCACCAUGCUGACACGCCCUGGCACCAUGCUGACACGCCCUGGCACCAUGCUGACACGCCCUGGCACCAUGCUGACACACCCUGGCACCAUGCUGACACGCCCUAUUAGUUUUCCCUGUGCUGAGUUAGGGUCUGAAGGCAGCCAGCUCUGCAGGGUCCCUGUGUCUGAGCCAGACCCACUCAGGCUGAGGGAGAGAGAGAGGGGAGAGGACAGACCUAGCAGGUGUGUCCAGUGAAAACACAGCAGUGAGACCUCAGGCUCUGGGCUCAGACUGGAUCACUCUGCCUCUGCUCAGAUGCAGUUUGUGGGUCUUGUAAUAUAGCUGGAAUGUUGCUCUUUUUCUCUCGAUUGAAGCCUGAUUCUGCUCUGAAUGUUUUGUAAUUGUCUUUGGCUUCAUAGUGCGAAAGCUCUGCUUCUUGCCGACUCUUUGCCGUUUGGUGCUUGUACAGUGAACUCUUCUGAGGGGACUGUUUUCCUGCCCCUUCCCCAGUCCUCUGAAGGCCGCCCGUCGUUAAACCUUGACUAUCCUGCCUUUGAUUAUUUUUUCCUCACACUGGACUGUUUCCUCAUUUAAUGUUUUUCAAAAAGAGAUGAAAAAAACUGAAACUAAAGUAAGGCCCCUCUUUCUGUGAGCUGUGGCGGUUGGGCUGUGAAAUACUUGCACCGCUGAGUAGGUUUCCAAUGGCUGGGAGGAAAUGUGGGCGGAUCUAUGUAAGGCUUUGGUUUUAUAAUGUAAGAGGGUGUUUGGCUUACUGUGGAGAGCCCUUCUCAACACAAACGACGGAAAAUGGCUGAAAUAAACGAAAACAAACAGAAGGAAACUCUUGAUUCCACCACAACAGAAACUCUAUGAGGGGUAUAGCUUAUGCUUUAUUUAUGAAAUACCGAAAAAAUCAAAUUCAUGUUCAUUCAGCUGCCAAAACAACAUAAGGGAGAGUUUCACGCAAAUGAAGUGAGAAAUCUGGACUCUCCCAGCCCCAUCCCUCCCAUCCUGCUAGCCUGUUCUGAACACACUGACUCAUCCCACCAAGGGGUGGAGUCAGCUUUUUGCGCCGCUGCUAUUGGAUGGCUUCCCUGUCUGUCUGUAGACACGCCCAGAUUCCACGAUUCAAUACUGUCACAAUACUGUCACAUCACUGCGUGGCUGUUGCAUGUAAUUAUCAGACAAAACACAUACUAUAUAGAGCUGUAUAUAGAUAGUUAUGAUUUUAUUAGUAUUAUUUUCCUCCAUUAUGACACAAAAGAUAGAUGAGCAUACAAUUUCUGCACAACUUGCACAUUUUCCGCAGACAGAAGUUGGGAUUGUGUGCUGGUGUGUCUCGGACUGACGUUACCCUUAUUGAUAUGUGUAAUGCUGUACUGUGAUGCCCUCCAAUGCAAUUCUCCCUAUUUUUUCAUUUGUUUAUUUUUACAAGGAUUUUGUUUUCAGAAUAAGCAGAAUAAGCCCUUUUGUGUUCAGCAUUUACAUGAUUAUACUUCCACUGUAAUGUGAAAUUGAAUUAUGUAUGCGCCUAUGAAGAGAUAUUCCCCCUCCCCUCUUUCAAAAUGUAAAAACGAAAAGAAAACAAUGGCAUAAAAAGGUAGAUGUGGUGUGUAUAUAUGUAGUGUAGCUUCUUUAGUGGUGUAUGAUGCCAUAGACAGCACUCUGAUCCUACAACAACAGUGCUGCUCUAUGUUAAACCUUAUUAUACACCUGCUCCUCUGCUGUAACAGUGUAGUAGUGUUUUUUAUUUCAAUAAAU
Molecule: messenger RNA, 6326 nt
Organism: Megalops cyprinoides (Indo-Pacific tarpon)
Lineage: Eukaryota; Metazoa; Chordata; Actinopteri; Elopiformes; Megalopidae
Product: protocadherin alpha-C2-like
Exons: 4
Coding region: 829-3756 (975 amino acids)
Biological process (GO): homophilic cell-cell adhesion
Cellular component (GO): plasma membrane
Molecular function (GO): calcium ion binding
Source: RefSeq, a predicted model, not a curated record